AUGGCUUUCCUUAACCAAUUAGCAGAUAAAUUCGUUCAUGGCCCAGACCAGCCAGUACUGAAACGCCUGAGCUACGUCGAUCGUAGCGGCAUCGACAGAAACUUUAUCCGCAAAGAUCUCAAGUUGAUUCAGCUUGGCCUUCUUAUCUGCCUAGCCCCCAACUUGGAAUUCCUCGAGCUUGCGUUAUGCAAUGAACCAGUCCCCCUUCUCCGACGGUGCCGGCUUCCUCGUCUUCGACAUCUCACCCUGAUAUGUCGAUACAGAUCCAGUCAGGUCUCGCUGAAUUCAGUCAAAAACAUUUUGAAAUCAGCUCCCAAUCUCCAAACAAUCGAAGCUUGUGGGAUUGGUGCUGUGGCGGCUCUGUCUGAGCAUAACAACCUCAGGACAUUGGUUUUGGAGCGCAGCGUCAUGGCACAGGACGAUUUCCGAAGAACCAUGAGCGCGUUUCCCAAACUUGCAUCAUUCACUUUCAAAACUCCCAAGUUUGCUCUUUUAGAGAAUACCGAUGCCACACCGUCUCAAAUCGAACAGGCCAUUAUGAUCCGCCGCGAUACCCUUCGGCAUUUCGACCUUGCCGUUGACCCUGCGUUUUGUCUACCGAUUUCCCACUUGAUCGAAAGUCUCAACACGACGGCUCUCGAAAGUUUAAGCAUCGACAGCAGAAAUAUCAGGGCUACUAGGUCUGAUGACCCUUCCUCGACGAAAUUUGGACUUUUGAGUCUUCUACCCCGGAAAAUUCAAUCGUUUCGACUUACAUCCUGCUCAGACCAUAUGUGGGACGACGUCUUUGAACUGGCUUCCAAGAGCCGAGUAUACUUCCCGAGCCUCCGCAAGGUCGAAUUUCCAGGACUCGAAACUAAGCAGGCAGUGUUGAAGCAGGCCUUCAGAGAGUCAAAUAUCGAGUGCUCUUUUUAG
Ilyonectria robusta is the source of this 915-nucleotide messenger RNA. RefSeq lists its product as uncharacterized. NCBI's taxonomy places the organism in Eukaryota, Fungi, Ascomycota, Sordariomycetes, Hypocreales, Nectriaceae. The record is from RefSeq and is a predicted model, not a curated record. The transcript has a single exon. The coding region runs from base 1 to 915 and encodes 304 amino acids.